Messenger RNA from Metopolophium dirhodum (rose-grain aphid), 4272 nucleotides. RefSeq lists its product as uncharacterized. Lineage: Eukaryota; Metazoa; Arthropoda; Insecta; Hemiptera; Aphididae. The record is from RefSeq and is a predicted model, not a curated record.
CAGGAGUAUAGACAGUGCAGUCUGCGAGCUCAUUCGUUCGGCCAACGCACAGUAGUUCGAUUCUUGGGUGCGUUUGACGAAGCUGUUGUUGCAGUAUACGUACACGUACAGAAAUGGGCGGCACGUACUCGACCGGUGGUGUGUUCGUGGUGAAGGAGAAGGAAAAGGGAUCAAAUAAGCAGCGACACCGACGCAAGGAUAAUAUCAAAAAACAAGGCCACGGCAAUCGGUUCGAGCAUAUACAAAGCGACCCAGAAGGAUUUUCAACUAGAACAGAUGAUGAGGAUGAACAGUUCUUCCAUCGGUUCUGUUGGGACCAGAAGCCUAAUCAAGAACUGAUACCCAGAGUGAGAUUGAAGACACCUUAUAGAACACCACCACUUCUUACUAUAAGUCGUAUGCUGAAAGAGUUGGAAAACGAAACAAAGAAAAAGAAAAUGGAAGUAGUUCCGAGGUGUAGAGCUCGAUCAGCAUCAGCAUCACGACCAAAGCUCAGACAAUACAUACCAAAUGAGAAUGCUCCAUUGGCAAAACGUUUCAACCGUGUCGGUCAAGGCAAUCGAUGUACAAGCCGAUAUGAAAUUUAUAACUCAACUACUAGACCGUUUGGGAAAAGUUACCGAGAGAUGAUAACUUCAUCUGAUGUUAAAAUAAAUCAAGAAUCGACUGAUACCAACGAAAGUAGUACCGAGUCAACUCAUAGUGCAUAUGUAACUUGUAGUUCAGAAGUUGAAACAUUAAAUAUAACUGGAUUUCAAUGUGUAGAUGAAAAUGCAGCUAAACACCAAGUUACUUUACAAACUACAAUAAGUGAAGAUAUAACAGAAGCAAGAAAUUAUAAUGUUAAGCCUAAUGACCAUGCUAAGGUAAUUGAAGAAAAGUUUAAAUCAACCGAAAUAGUGAAAAAAGCGGACGAAAAGCGUCUAAUGUACAAAAUGCCAACAACAUCUACUUGGAAAACUUAUCAAGAGGAGCAGCUAACUUAUGAACCAGAAAAUCAACAAGUUCACAAGGAAGUAGUUACCAGAUCUAGAAGUUUAUAUAAUCUGCAAGAUGAACCUGUCGAGAUAUUAUUAAACAAGCCACCAACAUUAAUAAAAGCAACAUCCGAAAACCAUUUGUUUAAAAAUAAUAUAAAUCAAAAACCAAUAAUAAUACAAACAACUCCUUCCAAAAAAUAUAGCAGUGCCGUUAAUUUAACUCUUGAAAAAGAUUCCACAAAAUCCAACAAAAAUAUUAAGUAUAAAUCUCAAUCUGAUUUAUGUGCAGACAUUGAAGGACCAAAAAAACUUGAAAGACCCAAAUCAAUGGACUUCCUUAUUCACAAAGAAAAUAAAUCACACGCAGAAACAUUAAAAAAACAUUUUUACUAUCACCCUCUUAAGCCAAAUAAAAAACUCAAUGAUAAUGAACUACCAGAUCCAGAUAAAGUACUAAGCACAAGGCAAUUAUUUCAAAAAGAACUUAAAAUACCAUUACCGCCGAGCAUGAAUAAUCAAAAUCCAAAAACAGGACCAAGGCCAACGCAAGAAAUACGAGUUAUUCCAGAAACAUACAAGUCAAAACUUAAAAAAUGUGUGUCCGUCGACAUGGGGACAAGUAUACAUAAUAGAUGGACGGAUAGCGGAAGCAUAUCGUCAGGAGUUGGUAGUGAAGCGAGCUUUGACACAGAAUCAUCUGAGACAAAUCCGCGAGCUGACGGGUACAGUAGUGACGACGAAGACUAUUUAACAGACAAAACAACCGUAGAAAUAGUUGGAAGACCGGUAUCAGCUGAAAUACUUAAUAAAAUCAGGAAGUUUGGAACCAGUGUUACUUAUUAUGGUGGUAAGGUAAUAUCUAGCACCAGAGGAGUGGUAUGUAGUCCUAUGACAAUGACUAUUAUGGAUGAAAUAAGACAUCAAAAAGAAGAAAAUGUAAAACUUAGACUAGUAAAAAGUAAUAGUUGUGGAAGUAGAAUUGAAUUAAUGGAAGAACCCAAACGAGGUGAAAAACAAGUAGAAGCCAUACAAGAAGAAGAAGAAGAAGAAGAUGAAGAACAACAACGGGGAACACCAAGUCCGCGAACAACAGAUGACAAUUUGUCAAAACUUUCAAGCGCAUCAUCAGACGAUAUGUCAUGGAAAGCUUUAGUAGUAAUUAGACAAAAAAUGAGUACCAUACCAGUAUUUGACAUGGAAUUUGAAGAAUUUGAAAUAUUAGAUGACAAAAAUAAUUAAAACAUUAAUGAUUGAUUUCCCAAAAAAAGUUUUUGUAUUAUUAUUAUUAUUGUUAUUUAAAUAUAAUACAAAACAUAUUAAUGUUGUCAACACUUUUUAAUUAUAGCUAACAGUAAUGAGCAGAUAGGUAUUCUUUAUAUAAAAAAUAAUCGUUUUAUUUUAAUUAUAUCUGAUAAAAUUGUAUAAAUCAUUUAAUAUGGCACGCUUAGUCAGUUAAACGGUUAAGAUUAAUUAAAGUAUCUUUGUUAAUAUUUUACAUCAGUUUUGCUUAUCCAAAUAAUAUUUAUACAUUUCUAAUACUUGUAAAUAUAAGUAAAUAUUAUAGGUACUUACAUGCUAAUUAUAUCUAUACAAAUGUGUCUUUAGAAAUACAAUUUAAGAAACGAAAGAUUUUAAUAUUUUAAUUAUAAAUAACACAUUAAAUGUUUAAAUAAAAAUAUCUUUAGUGCAUAUUGUAUAUUGUUCUAUCUUAAUAUUAGCAUUUCAAGUUUAGAUAAAGCUUUAAAUAAAGCAUUUAAAUGGACAUUUUUACGAAAAAUCAGUUUUUAACUUAAAAUAUUUUCUUAUUUUUAUUUUAUCCAAACAACCAAAUAACCAUAUAUACUUGAAAAUGUUACCAAAUAUUUAAAUUAACAUUUAAUAUAAAUUAUAUUAUGGAAUAUUUUAAAAAUAUUUUGAUUCUUUUUGAGCUGAAAAUUUUGAUUUUUUUAGUUUUUUUUCUAUAAGUGUCAAUUAAACAUUUUUCGAUCGAUUAAAAAGCUUGAAAAUUAAAAUAAAAGGAUCCUUGUAAGUUUUUAUCAUACCUAAUUUAAAAUAUUAACCAUGCAUAGGUUACCCUAGGCACUAUUUUUGUUAUAUAGAAAUUUGAAGUUCAAACAUUGACAAAAUGUCUUUUCAAAGCAACAAUUUUAAACAAGAAGAAUUAUAAAAACCAUUUUUAUUUAACCAACAUUAUAAAGAGUUAAAUAUUUUUUAAUAAUUAAAAAAUAAAAAUAUAUUAGUUUGUUAUUAAAAAAAAAUUAUUAAAACAAUAAUUUUGGUGAAAAAUUAAUAUUUCAAAAAAUAUUAUAUGUAGGUACUAGGUAUGGUUAUAGGUUAGUGUACACCUAUACAAUAUCUAUGUUUCGGUAACUAUUUAAUUCAUUGUUAUUAAUCGUAGAUUUAACCCUUAUUACUUAAACACACAAACUAUAAAUUACAUUAAUUGUUAUCAAUUUACAUUUAGGGUUCUGUAAGUGGUAAGUUAAUACACCUAUAAUAAUAUUCAACUUAAUGUGUUAUUAUAAAUAAUUUAUAGUAGGUGUACAUUAUAUUAUAAAUGUGUUCAAAAAUAUAUGUCUGCACGACCGAGUCAGAAUAUACAUACGUUACACCUAUAUCAUUUUUUCUUUUUACUUAAACAUUGUAAUAACAUACUAAUUGUACAUCAUAGGUACACAUAUCAUUAUUAAUAACUAUAUAAUAUUAUUUUAAAUUUAUAUUUUAUCUAUUAACUUUAGCCAUUCUUUUUAAUUAGAGCAUUUCAUUUAUAAUAAUAAGUAAUAACUAAACCUUAUAUUUUAUUUUUAUCAUAGGUAAGUACUUAUAUUAGUGACAUUCAAGUAUGAACUCAUGUUUUAACAUAAAACACCUACAUGCACUAAACUAAAUACAUGGAACGCGUUCAUUGUUCAAAAUAUGAACCUCAUAGGAAGUCGCCAUAUGCAUUCCAAGUCAAGGGAAAACAUGGUAAAAUGUUAUGUUAUCUAUGAAAAUUGUUAUCAUUAUCAUAAUAUUAAUGUUAAAAUUGAAAUCGGAAUGCAUAUGGCGGCUCCCGUAUGGUCUCAUUUUACAUAUAUGAGAAUUAUACAUAAUACGCAUUCCAUGUAUUUAGUUCAGUGCCUACAUGUAGGGUUACGUUGAAUUAUAUUUUUAGUUAGUAUGUAGGUACAUACCACCUACUAAUAAAUGUAAACAUUUACUUAUUUUAACUUUAGAUUAUGGUAAUAUUUGUCAAAUUUUCAAGUUUAAUCAUUUAAGUAUUCAAAUAGGUAGGUACAUAAUAGUUCUUGUA